AUGGACGCAGCGGAUGUAGUUGCUUCCGUGUUGGUUUUGGGGAUUAUAAUCGUGUCGCUGCUGUCCAACGUUGUGGUGCUGAUCUGCUUUCUGUACAACCCGGAGAUCCGCAAACAGGUACCUGGUCUUUUCAUUCUCAACUUGACGUUUUGCAACCUGUUGCUAAGCGUGUCCAACAUGCCCCUAACUCUGGUCGGGCUCAUCACCACGGGCCACCCCGGGGGCAGCGGCUUCUGUCAGAUUGUGGGCUUCCUCGAUACUUUUCUCACCACAAACUCAAUGCUCAGCAUGGCAGCUCUCAGCAUCGAUAGAUGGGUGGCGGUGGUGUUCCCGCUGAGCUACCACUCAAGAAUACGGCACCGGGACGCAGUGAUAGCGCUAGGAUACACGUGGAUACACUCACUUUGCUUCUCCACAGUGGCCACCUGCCGCUCCUGGGUCGGCUACCACCACCUUUACGCAUCGUGCACUCUCUGCAGUGUCAGGGCGAAGGGAGCCGGGACGCAGUUUGUCAUUUUCACCGUGGCACUGCACGCUCUCACUUUCCUCCUCACGCUGAUCGUGUUGUGUGUAACGUAUCUGAAAGUGCUAAAAGUUGCGAGGUUUCACUGUAAACGCAUCGACGUGAUCACUAUGCAGACGUUGGUGCUGCUUGUGGACAUUCACCCCAGCGUGCGCCAGAAAUGCUUGGAUGAGCAGAAGCGGAGGAGGCUGAGGGCCACCAAGAAGAUCAGUACAUUCAUCGGCACAUUUGUGGUGUGCUUCACCCCUUAUGUCAUUACAAGAAUUGUAGAGCUCUUCUCCCCAGGGCCCAUAAGCCCUCACUGGGGUGUGCUGUCCAAAUGUUUGGCCUACAGCAAGGCAGCAAGCGACCCGUUUGUCUACUCCCUGCUGCGUCACCAGUACAGGAAGACCUGCAGCCUUCUGGCUAACAAAGUCCUCAAGAGGAGCCCACUCAACUCCUCCUCCCUCAGGAUGGAGAACAAUGCAGGGAGGAGCAACACCAACUCCAACACAAGCAACAACAGCCAGCCACCUGCCAACAAGUCACUUGGCCAGUGA
This is a messenger RNA of Chelmon rostratus (copperband butterflyfish), 1062 nucleotides long. Its product is annotated as G-protein coupled receptor 26-like. Lineage: Eukaryota; Metazoa; Chordata; Actinopteri; Chaetodontiformes; Chaetodontidae. The coding region runs from base 1 to 1062 and encodes 353 amino acids. Gene Ontology annotation, molecular function: G protein-coupled receptor activity. Gene Ontology annotation, biological process: adenylate cyclase-activating G protein-coupled receptor signaling pathway. The transcript has 3 exons. Gene Ontology annotation, cellular component: membrane. The record is from RefSeq and is a predicted model, not a curated record.